Molecule: messenger RNA, 624 nt
Organism: Pisolithus orientalis
Lineage: Eukaryota; Fungi; Basidiomycota; Agaricomycetes; Boletales; Pisolithaceae
Exons: 5
Coding region: 1-624 (207 amino acids)
Source: RefSeq, a predicted model, not a curated record
AUGUCAACCGAAGCACACCACACUGCCAUCACCAUACUGGAGAACAUUAUUGUCCUUGAGGUUGACAAUAUCUUACAAGGUUGGCCAGUGUAUGUCAUUAAUUUUACACCAGAAGACACUUGCCCUCAUAAAAUUAUUCUUCAUCUGAAAAACCCAUCUAAGUAUGAGCAUGUCACUGUUGAUUCAGAUGAUGAUGACAGCAAAUCUGGAGCUUGUGCAAGGGAAUAUAUUUUUUUGAUCAAAGCAGGGACAUUGACCACUAAUAGUGAUGCACAGGUGAUGGUAUACAUGGAGCACCCUGAUGGCCCAACUGUACAAUACAAACAUGAGGAGUCUUCCAAUGAUGGUGAUGACUCCAACAAAGAUGAGGCAUCUUCUGGUGAAGAUACCAAGCCACUUUCCAGCAAUAAUGCCAACCUGCCCCCUGGCAAAGAUACCAACCUGUCCUUUGGCAAGGAUACCCAGCCUACAAAGGCUGUUCAUGCAAUUCCAGUUGCUCUUGCUGGACUUCCUAAGGAUAUAAUUCCUACAAAGUGCAAGAGGUUUAUGACAUGGCCAGAAGCAGUGAAGGCUGUGGAGGAUACUGGUUGCAGCUCUGAGCACUCAGAUGGGGUUGCACAGUGA